AUCCGCUUACGAAAGAAAUAUUGUGCAACACGAAGUCUAUGCGACCACCAAUAAAUAAAAAGAACGAUUGUUCGAUGGUUCCAAUAGUUCGGCAAAUUGAAUCUGCCCCACGAACAGCGUGCUGAUUGGUGAUCGUUUCUAAUUGGAAUGUGACGUAAUGACCAGCAGAAUUUAAUCGUUUUCGAUGAUUGAUUAUACAAAAAGGUUAGAAGAACCGAUUAAACAAGAAGCAAGGAGAAAUCCUCCGUAACUUGUCCCGUCUAAUGGCAAUUGUUAAUGAUACUCAUGCGGCCAAGCUGUGGAUAGGCCUAUACCAAAACUAUUCAGACAAUGUCGUUUUUGAAUGAAAAAGGACCUUCCUUGAAGGCGAUCAUGUGUAUUUACUAUAAUACGUAAUCCACGCCAAUUUACUUGCCUCUGGUAGUAGGAAAAAGGCUUAGCUGGACCCGGUCUUUACCGGCGUCUAGGCUCUGCAGGUCCCUAGAUAUUGAUGAAUAACCAAGGCCGAUUCUUUAUUGCUCCAUGAUACGACGCAGAGUAAUUGUCAAUGAACUUAUUCUUUACCGAUAUAAUUAAAAAAAGAUACGCUCUUAUGGAUGAAAACUACGUAAGCGAUAUCGUCAGGGUUUAAUGACGUCAGGUGUCACUUAAAAUUGGCUUCUCGCCGUGAAGUAAUUGGAAAGACGAGAACGUAUCGUAGUGGUUUGUCAAUGUUGCUUAUUCAAAAGAAAUCGUGUUUCUUGAUAAUUUAAAUAAUUUUGGCGCUACAAUGUUUUUAUUGCUAAUAAUGGCUUUCUUUAUGUUUCAUUGAAAUAACAGUAACACUAAUGUCACCGACAUUGCAACAAGAAAUUGAUAUUUCUUUAACAAUGAAUACUACGAUAUCGACUGAUGACGGUAGCAUUUCGUCGAACAUAGCAAACGUGUUUAUUGCCAUCUGUUUAACAGUGAUAAUCUUACUGACAUUACUUGGAAAUAGCUUAAUAUGUCUGGUAUUGCUCCUCAAUGAACAUCUUCGAACUUUAACAAACUUCAUUCUUAUGUCGUUGAGUGUCGCUGACAUAUGUGUUGGGAUUCUUGUAAUGUCUUUGUCAGCACUUGAUAUUAUCAAUGAAAGAUGGAUCUUGGGAAAUGCCAUGUGUCGCAUUUGGACUUCAGUGGACGUGUCAUUUUGCUCCACAAGUAUAUUUCAUCUGUGUUAUAUUGCUCUGGAUCGCUACAUGGUCAUAUGCAGACCACUAAAAUAUGGCAAAUGGGUUCAAAAAAGGCGCCAGCAUUGUGUUACCAUCAUCUGCUGUUGGAUUAUUCCAGCAGCUCUGGCAAUCAUACCACUUCAGUUAGGUUGGCACACUAUUGGUAUUGCAGAUGAAAUUGGCGAAAUUGUUUUAGAACUUGGGCCAGAAAACUGCAUUUUUAUGGUGAAUAAAACAUAUGCAGUGGUCGGUUCUAUAGUCGCAUUCUACCUGCCAAGUAUCUUAAUGGCGUUAGCCUAUUUGCACGUGUACAAAGCGGCACUAAGGCAGGCAAAGGAGAUGUAUCGGAUGGAAAGUUUCCCCUCAACGUGCACCGAAUGCACAAAAUAUAGAAUUAUUGUUCAAUUGAGUCGCUCGGAGAAAAAAGCUACACAGACAAUAUUGAUUAUUAUGGGUUGCUUUAUUCUUCUAUGGUUGCCGUUUUUUAUAUUGAACAUUAUUGAUCCCUUCUGCAAUUAUUGUAUUAAUCGAACCGUGUGGCUGAUUAUCACGUGGUUUGGUUAUAUUAAUUCAAUGAUCAAUCCAAUUAUUUACAUUUCUUUUAAUAAACCUUUCCGUGUAGCUGUUUUUAAACUUCUCGGUUUCAAAACAUCGGCACGAGUGUAAAUUCAUUCCAUAUAAGCUGCAUAUAUAUUUUUGCCGUCAUAAAGUCAAUCGUAAAGUUCUAUAUUUUGCUGAUACCAGACGGCGAUUUUUCUCGUUAAUUAUGUACAUUAUCAAUUGGAAUGGGAACGAAAUACUGUCCAAUAAUACUGUAAUGAGCAAUGCACGGUUCAGAUUACCAGUUUGUUGAUAUACAAUGACAAAAAUCGUAUAGAUCUACAUUGGAACAAUUCGUUUUGUGAAUCUAGUGGUAUAUAGUCAUCUAUUAUUAACACUGAGCCACAAAGUAAUAUAGAGGUAUACUGGUAAGACUAAGAGUACCAGUUUGCCAUUUUGCUCGCCAUAUAAUUGUAAUUUGAGAGGGAAUUACGGGAGGAAAUAUUCGAACGACAAGUCAGAGUUAAAAUCUAAAAUUAACUUUAUUCUACUAUUCUAUAACGCCUUGUUUAUAACGCCCAAUCAUUCAAUUCCUCCCUCUUCUAUAGUAUACCGAAACAAACCGAAUGGGCUUAAUCUCAAAAAGAAGCCCAUCGAAAAGAUUCCUACUCUUUAGCUUGAUUUUUAUAAUAUAUAAUUUAUAUGUAUAUAUUUAGUUUUCCAACUAUCGUCGUCGGCAUGAUAACAACUCCUGGUUUAAAGGUCUAAUUGAAGAUUGGUUGGAAAAUGUCUUCAGUAGUUCUUAAAAUCUUUUAUUGUAGCAAUUCCCAUUAACAACAUUUAUUUUGAAAAGAAUCCCCCUCCCCCCACCUUCCAAUUUGCACAAGUAAUCUCGAAAAAGAAUCCAUUCUCAAAAAGAUGCCCAUCAGUAGGGGCCUAAAAAAGAAAAGGGCUUCAGAAUUCCAGUACGGCAAAUAGGCCUAAACCUUUGGAGAAUAUGCACAUUUUCAUAAUUUUAACAAAGGUUCCUAUUUGACCGGAUUUUGAAUUAUAUAUUCAC
This is a messenger RNA of Anneissia japonica, 2793 nucleotides long. RefSeq names its product 5-hydroxytryptamine receptor 4-like. Gene Ontology annotation, biological process: chemical synaptic transmission; adenylate cyclase-activating adrenergic receptor signaling pathway; regulation of appetite. Gene Ontology annotation, molecular function: G protein-coupled serotonin receptor activity. Gene Ontology annotation, cellular component: plasma membrane. NCBI's taxonomy places the organism in Eukaryota, Metazoa, Echinodermata, Crinoidea, Comatulida, Comatulidae. The record is from RefSeq and is a predicted model, not a curated record. The transcript is spliced from 2 exons. The coding region runs from base 828 to 1859 and encodes 343 amino acids.